Messenger RNA from Ilyonectria robusta, 516 nucleotides. RefSeq lists its product as uncharacterized. NCBI's taxonomy places the organism in Eukaryota, Fungi, Ascomycota, Sordariomycetes, Hypocreales, Nectriaceae. The transcript has 4 exons. Gene Ontology annotation, biological process: positive regulation of translational initiation; positive regulation of nuclear-transcribed mRNA poly(A) tail shortening; transcription initiation at RNA polymerase II promoter. The record is from RefSeq and is a predicted model, not a curated record. Bases 1 to 516 code for a protein of 171 amino acids. Gene Ontology annotation, molecular function: single-stranded RNA binding; single-stranded DNA binding; translation initiation factor binding. Gene Ontology annotation, cellular component: P-body; RNA polymerase II, core complex.
AUGUUCUUCCUCUACAACAUGGAGCGCAGGGUAACCCUGCACCCUUCUUACUUCGGUCGCAACAUGCACGAUCUCGUGACGAGCAAGCUUCUGAAGGAUGUCGAGGGCACGUGCGCUGGAAGCUACUACAUCAUUUCCAUCAUGGAUACCUUUGAUAUUUCAGAAGGGCGCAUCCUUCCUAGUAGCGGACUUGCUGAGUUCACCGUUGGAUACCGCGCAGUUGUGUGGCGACCUUUCAAGGGCGAGACGGUUGAUGCUGUUGUCUACUCCAUCAACCCUCAAGGCUUUUUCGCCCAAGCAGGACCCCUGAGACUCUUUGUUUCGGCGCACUUGAUUCCUAGCGACAUCAAGUGGGAUCCCAAUGCGACACCCCCCCAGUUUACCAACAACGAGGACACCGUGAUCGAGCCCGGAACUCACGUUCGAGUCAAGAUCAUUGGUACCAGAACCGAGGUUGGAGAGAUGUGGGCUAUUGGCAGCAUCAAGGAGGACUACCUGGGAUGUCUCCAAGACUAA